AUGUCUCUCAGGCCACUUCUGAACCCGACAGACGAUGAUGCUGGAGACGAAUGGACAGAUGAUAUGCGGCGUGUCCGUCCGAGGCUCGAAGUUCCUGCUGACUGGGCUGUGAACCCAACAGAGAACCACCUCGAUUCAAUCGUCUAUCCAACAGAUAUGUCGUUCAAUCAUUCCUUUGGCGACCAAGACUCCAUGUUUGUAAAUCAGCUCGGGCCUAUUCCGGGGCUAGACUCCAUGCCCUUUGGCCAAGCUUCCUUUCUGCAGCCGGUGCCUGAUGAUAUAGGGUUGAGUGGUACAUCUAUGACAUCGACGCCUGGGAUGGACUUUCUCGGUGGGCCGGCCGGUAACGUUGACGUUUUGAUGGUGGAUGUCGCUUCCAGUGAGCAGGAAAAGCAGGUCUGCUAUGGGAUGCUCGUCCACGAGAAGGUUAAAUUGGUAGGGAAAGGCCAAGAACUAGACACGAAAAUCCUAGCACUCAAAGAGAAUAACCAGCAUGUUCAAACCCUUAACAUCCGACCAUCUGGCGACGGGCCACUCGUCCUCAGGUUUCCUGACGGCACGGAUCUAGGAUAUCUAUCUAGAAAGAUGGAGCAGGCCUUAGAAGGAUUUAUUGAUUUGCCCUUAUUCGAGAUCGAUGCUCUCACCAAUCUCAAUUCACUCAUUGAGUCCCUGCGUCGGGCUGGGAAGCCAGCUGAUGCGGCGACCCGCGUGAGCAUCAACGUCUAUGGAAGAGAGUCUGACCGCGAUGAAGUAGGGAGAGUGCUUUCUUUGAAAGGUCUCUUCCUCCAACACCCCAAUGACUGUCGUGUUGGGGUCCGAUAUGAUAAUCCACAUAUCCUACGAUUGGAUGGGAUGAAUGAGACAGACACCGAGGAUGAAGAAGACGUUACCGAGGUGGAAGUGGUGGAAACUACGCCUGAGAGGGACGAAGGCUUCGAGGAGACCAUUGCGGAGGUCUUCAAUUCGCUGACACGAGGUGAUCAUCUUACUGAACUGGGAGGGAGCGAGACAUUGAACAGGACCUUAUAUCAGCAUCAAGGAGAAGCGUUGGAUUUCAUGAUACAGCGAGAAACAGGCGGUAUCUCAGACGAGUUUCGCCUCUGGCAACCAAAGCCUGUGGGCCGGGGGCAACUGUAUUACCAUCUCAUCACCGGCAACGAGCAGCAAGAGCAACCUGAUGAGAGCGGUGGAGGGAUCCUUGCUGAUGAGAUGGGCAUGGGAAAAUCCCUUACGACACUGGUUCUUACGGCAAAGACAUUACAAGAAGCACGUCAAUGGGCCGAGGAGACAAAGGCUCCUGGUAGAGCUUCCCUUGUUGAGACGCCUACUCGAGCGACGUUGGUCAUUGUUCCCUCGCGCGUGUUGAUUAACACAUGGGAGAGAGAAAUUGACGAUCACCUUAACGGCGGUAUGAAGAUGAUGAGAUACCAUGGACGAUCGCGCAAGGAGCUAAUUAGCAACAUCGACCGAUAUGAUAUUGUCAUUACCACGUAUAACACCCUUGCAAAGGAGCAUGAUGCGAAGAUCCUCGGAAAGGGGCAGAGCCCACUACAUGACUUUGCGUGGUAUCGAGUUGUCCUGGAUGAAGCCCACAUGAUACGUCGCCGUAGCACAACCUUUCAUAGGGCUGUGGUCGAACUGAGAGCCAAAUCACGCUGGUGUCUAUCGGGAACUCCUAUUCAGAACAGUUUAGGCGAUCUAGGUUCACUAUUGGCCUUUAUACAACUAAAGCCUUUCCACGAUCCCAGAAACUUCAGUCACUGGAUAGCUAAUCCUUUUGGUGUCAGGGCAACCAAGCGGAAAGCAAUCGAAAGGCUCACCCUCCUUCUGGAAGCUGUCUGUCUCAGGCGAACCAUUGAGCGCGUUCACUUGCCAGGCCAACGAUCAGAAAUACGCCUUGUGCGAUUUUCUCCUGAAGAACGUGCUAAGUAUGAGCUUACAAGGAAAGACAUGAAGAGAUUCAUCCACCAGCAGGCUGGGGAAUACAAUCAGCAAGCAGAGACAUUUGGCAUGUUCCAGGUCUUUUUGCAGCUAAGGAGCUUUUGCAAUCACGGAACAUACCAGCCCCGGUUCUCUUGGGCUAAGAGGAACCUGCUAGAGGAUGAAUUGGACCCUGUCUGUUCGGUGACAAGGGAUAGCUUGAACCGCUGCUCAGGUUGCCGACAGCCGUUGCCGGUUAUGCCACAUGGCAGGCAGCCAAAGUAUGUAGAAAGUUGCAAGCAUGUCCUAUGUGAUGACUGUUCUUGGGGCAGCAGCAUUCAGUCAGACCCAGAGGAGAGGCACCACUGUCCACUAUGUGAGUCUCUUAGGGGGUCGCGCUACCGUGGCCAUAUACCCACCGCGUCAAAUCGGAGAAACCGAAAUGACGCGGAUUAUCUGAACACGGACGGUUACUCAUCCAAGAUGAGGGUGCUUAUAUCCGACGUGCAGAGCGAUAUGGGGACAACCAAAAGUAUCAUUUUCUCAUGCUGGACACGGACCCUUGACCUGAUAGCAAAGCAUCUGAAAGCUUCGAGCAUAGAUUUUGAGCGCAUUGACGGCAAAACACCAACAUCUCAGCGUCAGAAAAUCCUUGACAAAUUCGACGGCACCAGGGAGGUACCCGUGUUAAUCAUGACAACAGGCACAGGAGCUUUCGGGUUGAACCUAAAAUCCGUCAAUCGGGUAUUCAUCGUCGAGCCACAAUGGAACCCUAGUGUGGAGAGCCAGGCUAUUGCACGCGCCAUUCGUCUUGGCCAGGAGCAGCAGGUCCUAGUCACCCGCUACCGUGUUGAGAACAGCAUUGAGGAGGCCAUGUGCUCUCAGCAAACGCAGAAAUUGAAGAUCAGCCAGAUGGACUUCAGAAAGGACCUGGAAGCAUCUACCGCUGAUGAUGAAGGAACCUCUGACUAUCCUUCGGCUAUCCGAUGA
Aspergillus bombycis is the source of this 2910-nucleotide messenger RNA. Its product is annotated as putative helicase. The coding region runs from base 1 to 2910 and encodes 969 amino acids. The record is from RefSeq and is a predicted model, not a curated record. Gene Ontology annotation, molecular function: ATP-dependent chromatin remodeler activity; ATP binding. The transcript is spliced from 11 exons. NCBI's taxonomy places the organism in Eukaryota, Fungi, Ascomycota, Eurotiomycetes, Eurotiales, Aspergillaceae.